Erpetoichthys calabaricus (reedfish) is the source of this 4748-nucleotide messenger RNA. Its product is annotated as protein asteroid homolog 1-like. Gene Ontology annotation, molecular function: nuclease activity. The transcript has 5 exons. The coding region runs from base 146 to 2146 and encodes 666 amino acids. The record is from RefSeq and is a predicted model, not a curated record. Lineage: Eukaryota; Metazoa; Chordata; Cladistia; Polypteriformes; Polypteridae.
CGUCAUAUCCCGGCGACUCUGAGAAGUUGCCGUGUGUUCACUUUUAGAGCCAAAAUCCUUUCCAGCUUUUUAUUUAUUUAUUUUACUGCAUGGCGGUUUAGUUACGAAAUUGCAUCUUGCAAAGUCAUGAAGAGAAGUUGUCAAAAUGGGAAUUCACGGAUUAUGGAGUUACGUUGCAAGCAACUCUGAAUUCUUCAGUGACCUCAAACUGUCACGCAUGAAGAUUAUCAUCGAUGGUAACAGCUUGUAUCAUCGGCUCUAUUUUACCUCUGGCAUAAACCAACAGCAUGGCGGAGAGUACGAUGCGUUUGCGGAUAUCGUGCACAGAUUUUUCGACGCCCUCUUUGUCUGCAACGUGAAACCAUAUGUCGUGUUGGACGGAGGCUGCGACUAUACUAACAAAAAGUUUGAAACUCUGAAGCAGCGUGCCCAGGAGAGAAUUAGGGCGGCACACUGCUCUUCAAUGGGAUCUCAUGGCUGUGUGUUGCCAUUGCUGGCUAGAGAAGUUUUCAUCCAAGUCUUAUCUAGACUUCAGAUCCCCUUUGUCCAGUGUUUGUCCGAAGCUGACUGGGAAAUAGCCUGCUUGGCCAGUCAGUGGGCCUAUCCAGUCUUGACGAUGGAUAGCGAUUUUUGUAUUUUUAACUUGAGCGCUGGGUUUUGUCCUCUUGUCAAUUUUGAUUGGAAUCGAAUCAAGAAAUGUAAGCAGACAUCCCAGUUGUAUAUUCCAGCAAAGUGUUUUUUACUCGAUAAACUUUGUAGGUAUUUUGAUAAACUGAAUAAGGAUCUCCUUCCUCUUUUUGCCGUGAUGAUUGGUAAUGAUUACAUUAAUAUCAAUGCCAUGGACACUUUUUUCUCUCGAGUAACUUUCCCAGGGAGCUCCAAUUUAAAACGAGACACGCAUGCCCGCAUUCAUGGUCUUCUGCAUUGGUUAUCCACUUUUGGAAACCCAAAGGAAGCCAUAGAGAAAGUGGUGGAGUGCCUCCACGAGCGUGACAGAGACGCAGUUCGAGAAUGCCUGUGCUCGUCAAUGAAAGAGUACAAGUUGUCAGCAAGCCAGCUGGCCGAUUAUUUCACCAGCGGCGUGUCCUUGUCCAGUGUUCCGAGAGUAAUGGAUGUGCUGCCGCCUUGGGUUGUGAAGGCCCUAGGAAAAGCAGAACUGGCACCUUAUAUUAUCGAUGUUCUGGUGUUACAGAGAGUUUUCCUGAUUCCCCAAGUUGAGAACAGCAGACUCUCCAGCAGCCACAUGUGUUCUUUGCCAAUUCGGCAAGUCUUGUAUGGGCUUCUAUUACGUGCCAAAAGGCAAUCGUCAACAGCGAGCGGUGAAGGAGUUGCGAUUAAAGAUAAAGUUCACCAGGUGGAAGAAUUUUCCAGACAGGAUGUUGCACUCAAGAAAAGCCUCAUCCAAGCCGUAGUACCAGCCUCCACAGAAUCUGUUCUUCUGGAGAAUAUAGUAACGGUCCCAGCAUCGGUGUGCCGUCAGGUUCUCCUGGAGACGCUGGGCGUGACGUCUUCUGUUGCCAAAACUGUUCCUUCCCACUUGAGUUUAGCAGCCUCUGUUACAUCUUACUGGCUCACCCAUUCAAAUCCUAAGCCAAGCCUGCUGCAUCUUCAAGCUGUGCUCCUUGGAAUUGUGUAUGGAGAACUAUGCAGAAUAACUAAAACUGCAGAUCCUGCAGCAUCCCAUGAGGACGUUAAGACAACAUGUUGGGCAUUGCAGAAGCUGCACAGAAUACCACGGUGGAGCUUGAAUGUUGAUGUUGAUGUUGCUCACAUAUUUUCCCAGUGGCAGACGUCUCUUCAGAUGAGUUUUUACCUAAACCAGGUUCUUCGAUGUCCACUUCAAGAACCAGAAAUACAGUGGCUCUACAGCGGUACCUUCAUGCAUCAGAUGUUCCGGCAGCUCAAUUCUAAAGCCACUCCAGAGUCCCUGCUAUCUGGGUCUGCGUUGGCUUCCGGACUCUACGAGAAUCUUCUGACGGCCGUCACUUCAGAGUUACCUUUGGAUUUUUUCCACCCAAAGAAAAGGGGCAAAAAAUCUGCGGCUCAAAAGAAAGACAGCAAAUCAAAAAUGAGCAAGAAUGAGAGCAAGAAAUCUCUUCAGAACACAGAUAAUCGAUUUGCUCUUUUGUCACUUGACGAAGAUUAAGUGUCACCCAAAAUCCUCCCCUCACUUGCUUUUAACGUUUGUGUGACAUCUGAAGCGUACAAAUCUGAUGGAUCACAGCUUUACUCAACGUGCACGACGCUGUUUUCUGUAUUAUAAAUUUACAAGAAUGAUAUGGCCUUCCGUUGGGAAAACAUUUAUAUCUUUUUUAAAAUGAAUGAUAAUAUGAAUUGUAUCAGUUCUGUAUUUUCUAAUAUUAUGGACAGUCAUCAGUUUCUUUUUUUAUAACAUCAGAAAAACGUUUGAGGAGAACAGGCCAUUCAGCCCAACAAAGCUCGUCAGUCCUAACCACUGUGCUAGAAACACAGACCAGACAUCGUGAGAAGGUUUGGGGCAGCCACCCGUAGAAUAUCCCUGGCUGCAAAAGGCUUCUGAAAAUAACAGAGUUGUCCAAAAACAGAACUGAUUCGUUGUUGGAAGAUGGCGGCUUUAAAGGCCCGUAUAAGAAGUGACGUCAUCUAAGGGGCCGGAACUAGAAGUGACAUCGUCUGGGCCGAAAGUGACAUCAUCAAUGGUCCCAGAACCAGAAGUGAGGUCGUCUGGGUCGGAAGUGACAUCAUUGAAGGGCCUGGAACCGGAAGUGAGGUCUUUGGAGGUGCUGGAACCUGGCAGGAUUUCUCAGGAAAGUUCUGCAGGGAACUGAGAAAGACAGUCAGUGCACCUUUAGCUGCCUCCUACUCUCACGUGUGUGACACCACUUAAUUCCUCCAAAGCAUCAAGUUGAGUUUAAAUGUCCCCAGAGUUCUCUCGUCUACCACACUUAUUGGUCACUUAUUCCAGAUAUCUGUGGUUCUCCAUGUGAAGAAAAACUUCUUAAUGUUUGUGUGAAAUUUACCCAAAAUAAUUUCCAGCUGGGUCCCCGUGUUCUUGUUGAACUCAUUUUAAAGUCACCAUCUUGAUCCACUGGACUAAUUCCUUUCAUAAUCAUGUCACCCUUUAAUUACAACUCUCUCUUUGUGGGGACUUGUUUUGAGGUGGCCCGUUGGAGCUCCUCAUGCCUGCCUACCACCUCAGAGUUCACAGAGUCACCAAUCAGCUCCUCAGGGUCCUGAAAAUGGCUUGACACGUCUAACUCUGGGGUUGAUGCCCCCAGGCAGUGUGUGUCCUUGGCCUACAUCCAAAUGUGACCCACCUCUCUAUCUCUGUCUUUAUAGUCUGGUUUGGAGUCUUUGGAUGCAUCACUUCAGGUGUGCACACCAUCUCCACCAAGGACACCUGGCACAGGUCUGCCAGUUUUCUACUACAAUGCCUGCCAGUCACCUCCUCCUCCAGUUCAGCAACCCUGAGUUUGAGUUGCUGGAUCAUCUGUGCAUCUCCUGUGGACACGGCCUUCAAGGAGGACUGACUUGUCCAGACAAACCUCCAAAAACUCUCAAUAUCAAUGAGGCCUUACAUGGUACUGGCCUCCUGUUUAAAAUUUGAAUUUGGAUUACUAAACUGCUUAACCCUUCUUAAUAAGUUUAAAUUAUUUAAGUUAAAUUAUUAAAAUUAAGUUCAUAUCAAAUUAAGGAUCUAUUUAACACCCUAAGCUCCUGUAGUGCUCUUUCCCCUCGACUGCCGGCUGUGUGUUUGAACCUUUUCAGAAUGACUCAGACUUGCAUCUGGGGAUCUACAGGCAGGGGUGCAAACAGUGGGGAUGCAGAGGGGGCACCCAUCAAUAGCCAAUGACCUGUCUUCAAAGCAACACCACUGCCCCCAGCAUCCCCACUCCUCCGAAACCGUGAGGUUCUUUAGGGUGGGACCCUCUGCAAAUCACUCUCUGCUUCAAGGGGUAAAUGUUGAUACCCCACUCCUCAAUUGAAUGGAUUUUUAAGAACAGAUCCCCAAAUUCCGUGAUUCGGUCCCUUAAAUUGUGGUCCUAAAAAGGGACCCUCUUCUCCUUGAUUGCGAUAGACCAACAUGCAUCACUCUUAUUUUGAAGGGGAUGGCUGUAAGUUCCCUACUUACUGAGGUUCAUCAUUAUGGGGCCACAAUAAGAUUCUUGCAUACCUACUUCAAAACGGCUUGUUGCCCCCCGUCUCUAGGCACCUAAUUGUAAGGAAAAUGUCAGAAUUUACAAGUCCAGAGUGAAGAAGGAUUUGAACAAGAAUGGCUUUAGUGGAUGAGUCCACUGCAGCAUAGCAAGAAAAUUCUGGAAUAAAGUGCUUUGGGGGUGACCAGGUGACACGGAUGGCGUUUGGAAAGGCCAACCAGUGAGAGGCUGUGGCAUUUAAUGAAAACAAUGAAGGAGCUUCACCUAAAGAACUUCAUUUCCAAGCAUCGAAUGUCGGAGUGGUGCUUUGGACCUCAACAUGUGACACACUGCACAAGGUGACAGCUAAAGACGUGGAAAAAUACAGGAAUGAGGAAUGGCCACCCCAGACACCUGUAGGACCUGAAGAGGGCCAGGGAGUCAAGAAAGCCAAGAAACAUCAAAGGACAGUAGCAGUUCUAGGAAGAAGAGUAGGACAGACAAUGAGAGGGACUGGUCAAGCUAGCACUGCUGAAGGGGGCACCAUGGGGUGGGGGGCAGACACUUUGUAAUGCAAUACUAUUAUCUGUUAUCUGAAUUCAUGUUUUUAAUAAUAAUGGCAUAUUAAUUUUU